GUCCAAGCGCCAAUUUAAAGUUGAGGCUACGUCAGUUGAAAGCAAACCCUAAAAGCGUCCGGACAUUUUUUUGCUUGUGAUGGUGAUGCUUCACCCACGAAAGGUGAUUGAUCUACUGAGGGAUUUGUCUAAUUCUAUCACAUCACAAUGGCAACGACGUGCGCCAAAUGCCACGAGGCUCUGGAAGUCGAGAUUGGGCCGGACGAGGACGAAGAUGUCGAAAUGGAGGCUUCCUCCUCCGGGAACAACACGCAAACCAUCCCGGAUGAUGUGCAUUUACCCUGUGGCUGUCAUUUCCAUUGGCAGUGUCUCCUGGACUCCUACGAGUUGUCCAAGUGUCCCCACUGCUCAACGGAAAUCGUCUCGUCUCCGCCGUCGACAUCGCAACAGCAGAUCAUCGUCAACCUUACCAACGAAGGCGGCUACCAGGAGCAUAUCGACAUUUUCCCACUUCUGCAAGAGGAAUCGUACUUGCGCGCAUACCCCGAGGAGCGCAAAUGUCGAGCCUUUCUCGAGUUCUGCCGAGAGGGUGAUCACCAAGCGAUCGUAGACUUGCUGCACAGCUGCUCGGAGCCAGCAGGUGAGGACGACGACGAUCUGGACAUCGAUGAGAUGAAGGAUGCCGAUGCCGACUUGCCCAACAAGACCCCCGAUGAGAUUCUCAGGUACCAAGAUCCCAUUGGCGACAUGCAGUCAGGGCUCCACGCCGCGGCGGCAAACGGGCAUCGAGAAGUCGCAUGGUUGCUGCUCUUGCUCGCCAGUCAACUUCCGGAAUCCGAAUUUCCCGCUCUUGUGUAUCAGGAAGCCGCUGCACUGGGUAUCAUGCGUGAGCAACAAGAGGGCAAAGUCGACAUUCGCAGUCUCAAGGACUCUUUUGGACAGUCAGCCGAGGACAUUGCGAAAGAGUACGGAGUGGUGUGGAAUGGAUGGAUCGGGAACGGACGGCUUGCAAUUCGCUGAGAGGCCGUC
This is a messenger RNA of Neohortaea acidophila, 969 nucleotides long. RefSeq lists its product as uncharacterized. The transcript has a single exon. The record is from RefSeq and is a predicted model, not a curated record. NCBI's taxonomy places the organism in Eukaryota, Fungi, Ascomycota, Dothideomycetes, Mycosphaerellales, Teratosphaeriaceae. Bases 148 to 960 code for a protein of 270 amino acids.